CUUCUCCUCCAGCUAUCACCACCCUCCGUUCUCUUUCUCUCCCCUCCUCUCCACACUCGCCUUGCUAUUCUUUUCAUACCAUAUCCUCCCGCAUUCUCGUUUAUCUCGCUCAUCUCGUUAUCGUUCUACUCGUUUACUCGACUCCACAACUCCCCUCUCGCUACCAUGGCCGACCAGCAGCAGCAGCAGCAGCCUUCGGAGCGAACCAGGGACCGGGUUUACAGAGGCGGCCGGCGAGUGAUUGGCAAAGUGACCUCCUUUGUCUGCAACAACGACGGCAAGCAGAUCCUUCUGAGCCCUGCGUUCCGAGGUAUCGAGAGCCACAUCAAACUUUACGCCGACGAUGUUGGCCCCCCUGGUUCCAUCCUGCGUAAGAAGCACACCACCGAUGCGGACGAUGGAGGCCGUUUGCCCCAUCUUUCCUGGACGGAUGCCAACCCGGCCAAUGUCAAAUCCUACGCUCUGCUCUGUGAGGAUCUUGACGCUACGUACCCCGACCACAUGAACCAUGGCAUCUUCUACAACAUCCCGCCUGCUCGCAGGAACGUUACUGCCAAUGAUGUCGAGAAACAGGUCGGCACCAACACUCCCCGUCUCACUGCCACCUCCUGGAAUUUCGUGACCACCCACGGCAGCAACACGUAUCUCGUGCCUGAUCCUCCUGCUAAUGAGGCAACCCAUCGCUACGUCUUCACCAUUAUUUCCCUGAACCUGACGCCGCUCAAAUUUACACGCCCGAAUAAAGUCACCAAGAAGGAGUUUCACAAGGCAAUCGAGGGCAAGGUGAUUAGUUGGGGACAGUGGAUUGGAUCGUUGGCUCCUCCCGCUGAUAAGAACGCUUCCGCUGAGGGCGCUAAUGACCAGGCCUCUGCUGGUCAGGCCUCCGCUUCCGCCGGUGAAACUACUGCUGGACAGGCUUCUGCUGGUGGUGAGGCUUCCACGGGUCAAACUGGUAUCGAGGGGGGGCGUGACUACGACCGCAGCCUAGACUGCGUUCAAGGCCAGCCUAUGCAGGAUGGCAAUUGAUCGCGCUGGGCACAUUCAGGACGGGUUCCACUGGUUUACCAGAUACACGACUUUGAUUUGAUUUGAUACUGGGCGUUGGGUAGUAUUGUUUACUGAAAAGCUGGUGUUUUGAUUCUUUUUGAUACUUGUACCUAAUAUGACGCUCGUUAAUGAUAACCAGAGCUUGAUACCACCAUCACUUGGCCUAACUAUCGUAGCAACGGUAUUCAGCCAUGAAUAGACAGAUCAUUGAUUCUCUAACUACCGGACUAUCGACCUAGCAUCCUCAUCCUCAUCAUAACCAUUUGCAACCUUCGAUCCGUCUCCAUCAUCAUCAUCAACCGUCCUCGUGCCGCAGUCCCAGCCAGCAUCUCUUGCGUACAGAACCGAAUCCGACGAAUAGUCGUUAACAACCCCCCAAGCCUGGUCUGCA
Molecule: messenger RNA, 1438 nt
Organism: Aspergillus glaucus CBS 516.65
Lineage: Eukaryota; Fungi; Ascomycota; Eurotiomycetes; Eurotiales; Aspergillaceae
Product: YbhB/YbcL family Raf kinase inhibitor-like protein
Exons: 2
Coding region: 166-1026 (286 amino acids)
Source: RefSeq, a predicted model, not a curated record